CCGCGGCGUCCUUCCCCGGAGGACCCGUGGACCCCCCUUCUGCAUCCCGGCAGCUCCGGGGAGGUGACGAGGGUGUCCGUGCCGUGAGACCGGAGGACGCAGGGUCUGGAAGAUGAAUAGAUUUGCCAUUUUCCACUGACUGGCAGCAAUGGCAUUCAUGGAAAGAGUCAAUAGCAGCAGCGGCGGCUUGUAUAAUGAAGGCAGAAACCUGCUUCGAAUUAGAGAGAAAGAAAGACGCAACCAAGAAGUUCACCAAGAGAAAGAGGCAUUUCCUGAAAAGACUCCUCUUUUUGGAGAGCCCUACAAGACAGCAAAAGGAGAUGAGCUGUCAAGUCGAAUACAGAACAUGUUGGGAGACUAUGAAGAAAUGAAGGAGUUCCUUAGCCCCAUGUCCCGCCCUCAGUGCUUGGAUGCUUCUGAGGACCGGUUGGGGAAGCCAAGAUAUCCUAUAUUUCCUGACAAGGGGAGCAGCAUUCCAUCAAACUCCUUCCACAUGCGUGCCCAGCACCAGCCCACUCACACUUCCACCCCCGGAUCUCUUCCUGCAAGUAACAGCCACAAUCCAAAGAUGGCGCCACCACGAGCAGAACCGUUGCCAAGUCUCCAUGCCAAAAGCUAUAGCCUGCAGGACAGCCAGCACCUGACCCAAGAUCGCCUUAAUCAGGACAGUUAUAGCUCCAGUCAUCACAAAAAAGGUGACCGCCAAGCUGAGGGAGACCACUGUGCUCUGGUGACAGACUUGGCUUCAGGGAGGGAACUUGCUCCCUUAAUCUCCUCUAUGCCCUCUCCAGUCCCCCCAUUAUCACCCGUACAUUCCAGCCAGCAAACUCUUCCUAGGCUGCAAGGAACCAGCAAGGUUCACAGCAGUAGCAGCAGCAGCAGCAGUAAAAGCUUCUGCCCGUCCAAAUCGCCCAAGGACCUGGUGGCGAAGGCCCGCGAUAAAGAGACUCUUGCUCAAGACAGUGUGGUGGCAGUUACCAGCCUUGGGGGAGCCCCUCCGCAGCCACCUCCUCAGACAUUUCCACCUUCCUCUCUUCCCUCAAAAAGCGUUGCAAUGCAGCAGAAGCCCACGGCAUAUGUCCGGCCCAUGGAUGGUCAGGAUCAGGCUCCAAGUGAGUCACCUGAGCUGAAACCUCCGCCAGAGGACUACCGUCAGCAGUCCUUUGAGAAAACAGACUUAAAAGUGCCCGCCAAAGCCAAGCUCAGCAGACUGAAGAUGCCGUCACAGCCGGGCGAGCAGACCUAUUCUAAUGAAGUCCAUUGUGUUGAAGAGAUUCUGAAGGAAAUGACCCAUUCAUGGCCUCCUCCCUUGACAGCAAUACACACACCUAGUACAGCUGAGCCAUCCAAAUUCCCUUUCCCCACAAAGGAUUCUCAACACAUCAGUUCUGCAACCCUAAACCAAAAACAGUAUGACGCACCUUCCAAAACCCACCCUCAUUCUCAGCAAGGAACGUCCAUGCUCGAGGACGACCUUCAGCUCAGUGACAGUGAGGAUAGCGACGGCGAGCAGACCCCAGAGAAGCCUCCUGCCUCAUCUGCACCUCCAAGUGCUCCACAGUCACUUCCGGAACCAGUGGCCUCUGCACAUGCCAGUAGCGCAGAGUCUGAGAGCACGAGUGACUCGGACAGCUCCUCCGACUCCGAGAGCGAGAGCAGCUCCAGCGACAGUGAGGAGAACGAGCCCCCAGAAGCCCCUGCUCCCGAGCCUGAGCCUCCAACAACAAACAAAUGGCAGCUGGACAACUGGUUAACCAAAGUCAGCCAGCCGGCUGCGCCUCCAGAGUGUCGGGGCCUCACAGAGUCCCCACACUGGUGUCAAGAGAAUAAAGGUGGCAGUGUCAGCAGCAGUGGCCAGGAGCAUCCUGAAUCCAAAGACCCUCCCCUCAAGAGCUCCAGCAAAGCCCCCCGGGGGCCCUCUGAGGGCCCCCACCCUGGGAAGAGAAGCUGCCAGAAGUCCCCUGCACAGCAGGAGCCUCCACCUCGGCAAACUACAGGAACCAAACAGCCCAGAAAACCCGCCAAGGCCUUGGGCCAGGUGGAGCCUCGAGCCAGCCUGCAGGUGGAGAGUGAGCCAGGAUCUCAGGAUGCCUCUGGCUUGAAGGAGCAGACUUCCAAAGACAAGCCCAAGGUGAAGACGAAAGGAAGACCACGUGCUGCGGGCAGCCAGGAGCCCAAGCUCACAGCGCCCACGCCCGCUCCCGCUCCCACGCCCACCCCCAGUGACAAGAGGAAGCACAAGAGCUCCCUCCCCGCAUCCUCCAAGGUGCUCUCAGGCCCCGAACCCCCGAAGGACAAUGUAGGAGACAGGAGCCUGGAGUCCUUUGCUCUUGUGCCCCUGACUCAGAGUCGGGGUCCACCCCACAGUGGCGGCGGCAGGACUAGUGGCUGCAGACAGGCCGUGGUAAUCCAGGAGAACAGCCGCAAGGACAAACUCCCAUUGCCUUUGAGAGACACCUCAGUGCUCUCGCCGCUCAGGGACGCUCCGGCCCCCACGAGCUUGGUGGUGAAGAUAACCCUGGACCUGCUCACCUGGGUACCCCAGCCACCAGGGAAGGGGAGCCGCCCAAAGAAACCCGAGGACAAGCAGACGCCUCCAGGGAAGAAGCACGAGGCCGAGAAGAGAAGCUCUGACACCUCCAGCAAGGUGGCCAAGAAGAGAAAGAGUGAAGCAGAAAGAGAUGAUGGUAGCAAGAAAAUCAGACUGGAGAAAGAAGUCAAGUCACAGUCGUCUUCAUCAUCAUCCCACAAAGAAUCUUCCAAAACAAAGACACCGAGGCCCUCCUCAGAGUCCUCAAAAAAGGAAAUGCUUCCCCCUCCACCUGUGCCAUCUUCAUCCUCGUCAUCCUCAUCAUCCUCUUCCUCCCAGAAGCCAUCCAAGCCUGCACACAAGAGGUCCAGGCGGGAAGCAGACACCUGUGGCCAGGAACCCCCGAAAAGUGCCAGCAGUACCAAGAGCAGCCAUAAAGAUCCUUCCGUUCCCAAGCACAGAAAAGUACCAGGGAGGGGCACUGGAGGCUGCUCUGAACACAAAGGACCUUCUGGAGAAACUGCAGAUCCUUUCCCAGUGCCUUCUUUGCCAAAUGGUAACUCCAAACCAGGGAAGCCUCAAGUGAAGUGUGACAAACCACAAGCUGAUUUUCUCAUGAAGGAGGCUAAAAAGUUGAAGUACAAAGCAGAAUCAAUGACAGAUAAGGUUGGAAAGGCCUUUAAGUACUUGGAAGCCAUCCUGUCCUCUAUUGAGUGUGGAAUCGCCUUAGAGUCGGAAAGCCUGGCAUCUAAGUCGGCUUACGCUAUGUACUCUGAAACUGUAGAACUCAUUAAGUUGACAUUGUCAUUAAAAUCCUUCUCAGAUGCCACAAUACCAACACAAGAGAAAAUUUUCACUGUUUUAUGUUUACGUUGCCAGUCCCUCUUGAACAUGGCGAUGUUCCGCUGUAAAAAAGACAUAGCAAUAAAGUAUUCUCGCACUCUUAAUGAACACUUCAAGAGCUCUUCCAAAGUGGUACAAACCCCUUCUCCAUGCAUUACAAGGAGCACAGGUGCACCGUCCCCCCUCUCGCCAAUGCCUUCUCCUGCCAGCUCCAUAGGGUCCCAAUCAAGUGCUGGCAAUAUGGGGAGCAGCGGGGCGACUGUCACCAUUAGCACCCCAGUCACCAUCCAGAAUAUGACCUCCACCUAUGUCACCAUCACAUCCCAUGUCCUCACCGCCUUUGACCUUUGGGAACAGGCUGAGGUUCUUACAAGGAAGAAUAAAGAUUUUUUUGCUCAGCUCAGCACAAAAGUGUGCACCUUGGCUCUGCACAGCAGCUUGGUGGACCUGGUGCAGUACACGAGACAGGGUUUGCAGCGUCUGAAACACACACUGAAGACACCCUAACAGAAGGCCAGGCUCAUGCAGUGUGUGCGUCGGAAACAUUUUUUGCACAAUUGGAGGCCUCGAUACAGUUAGACAUGUGUCUCAUCAGGACAUCAAAUUCGAGAAGGGGAGCACCAUGAGAUAGCCGGAAUGCCUGUGUCCUGAAAGUCAGGAGCUGCGUGAUCAUUGUCGGACGCUGUGGAUAUGCAGAAGCAGAGAUGGCGGUCAGCCCCAGAGAAGAUCCUGCCUUUCCUAACGGAUGGAAGUGCAAUGGAACCUAAUGGGUGUAUGAAUGGUCUAGAAACAUUUCUUUUUCUUUUUCUCUUUUUCUUUUUUUGGUAAAACAAACAAUAGGAUGCAGGUUGCAAAGGAAAUGAAGCAAUUUCAACUUUAAGCAGUGAUUUUUGGUGAAUGGUUUUGUGGGUCAAUAUUUUCUUGUAAGGUCUCAAGGCCACCUUGGUUUAAUAGAUUCUAAUGGCCAUCACUGAGCUGAAGUUGUGGAGGAGUCCACCUUGGCUUUGGCACAUAAUCUCUUUUAUAGGAGUGAAGGAAGGCCACAGGUCAGCAGUGUGGGGCAGCCGCUUUGGAGCCAGACUCCUCAGGACCUCCCUCACUCCCCAGUGCACUUCCUCCCCAGAAGCGUCUGACUAGCAAGGCACCUGGACUGUGUGCACUUGGUGGGGGUUGGGGGGGCGUCAGGUUUUUCCUGACUAGAUGGCUAGAUUGCUUUGCGGCCUUUGUGGAAGUAGAGCUGGGAUUUGAGGCAUUCAUCAGAGGUCUACAGUUACAUGGUGACUUGUGAGUCUAGCCAACUCAGAGUUUUGUCAAUGAACAAAGAAAAAUGAAAUCUUCAUAGAGAGGCUAUAUUUUUCUGCUACAAAUUAUUUUAUAUUUAUAGCAAAACUAGACUUUGCAAGCCCUUGAUUGUCCAAGGGAAGUUCAUUCCCUGAGAAAAUGUGUAGGUUCAGGGAAAUGAAGUUAACUUUUUUAAAAAAAAGUACCACACACUUUCAUUUCAGAGUUCUCAGGCAGUGAGGUUUGAUUAGCUGAAAAGGACCUGUGGCCUUCCCUUAAGUUAUUUCUAUACUGUGUACAUUAAAGCAAGUUUAUUUUGAGUGACUAAAAACUUCAAAGGAAUAUAAUCAGGGUUUCCAUAUGCCCAUAAGCACAAAUUUUCUUUUUCACUGAAACUUUGAAAAUUAUUAUUGGAAAUACUGAGUUCAUUGUGUGUAUGCAUAGUUUGUUUCUUUUAUUUGUUUUUGUUUUUGUUUUGUUGAGGCAGAGUCUCAAUCUAGCCUAGACUGACCUGGAAUUUAUCCUAUAGUCCCAGGCUGGCCUUGAACUCACGGUGAUCUUCCUACCUCUGCCUCCUGAGUGCUGGGAGUAAAGGUGUGCGCCACCAUGCCGGGCUGAGUAUAGUAAUUUUAAAAGCCCAAUUUAAAAGUAAUUUUCUUGUCCCAUCUAGAGUUAGAAUUUGCACAUGUGUUAAAAUUGAAGUGUGAGUGUUCUGAUUGGUUUUUCUCUCCCUUUACUCCCAUCUGUUUCUCCCAUGUUGUUUUCCUACCUUGCAAGCCUGCUUCACAUUGUCAUAAUUAUCUAUCAGUGGAGAAGGAAGAAACAUCUUAUUUAUGUGGAGAUGCCCAAAGUCAUUGCCAUGAUGGAUGUAAUAAACUCCUGGUAGUUUGGUAAAUAUACAAAGGGAUGUGUAGCAGGCAGGAAUGAUGCUUGUUUUUCACAGCGUGAAUUGUUUGGACAUUGGGACAUUGUUCUUUGGGUCUUUCAUCCUGGCUAGGUUAAAGCUAGGGAAUGGCCACUGUGUAACUUAUCUGAGCAUUGGACUUUUGUGUGUGAUCGUGACAGAGCAGUUUUCUUGAUUGAUGUUCUAAAGUAAAGUACUAGUUUAAAACCCUGUUGUUAAAGAGAGUAGUCGCCUGGUUUGUAUGUGUGGCAUUGUGUGUGCACCAGAAUUGGGCUUGUGAGGUUCUUCAAGAUCUUUGUCCUUCCCCCAGUGGCUGUCCCUUCAUUUGCUGCAUUACUCUCUGAAACAAGGUGCCUGCCAGUGGUGGUGGGUUAUGUUCUUGGUGACAGCCUCUCAUCUAUGCAGACUGCGCCAGAGUGUGUGUGUCCCAUCAGCGAGCAACGCAGAUCCCUUGAGUGGACACAUGUACAAGCGAACUCUGCCCAGUGCUCACAGGGCAGACAGCCACUGUGCAGUGACCUUACCCUGUGCGUGUGUUUUCCCUAUAGCAGUUUAAUCUGCCCCGUGACAUCUAGUGAAUUUGGGCAGAUCACUUGGUACUAUGCUGGUCUGUAGGUAUUGGUAAUUUCUUACUACAACUCUGAUUUUACCUAAGAAAGAGUCCCUGUGGCUGCCUUCUUAAUGGAGACGGUAAAAGGCAGCUGCUGAUGAAUUGCUCAUGCUCCUGUGGACUUUGCACUGUUCCACUUGUACAGAAAUCUGAAGGGGUUUUAAACCUUUUGCAACGUUCAUGGUAUGCUUACAGUUCCCAAAGGCAGAAUUUGUACUGAGCUCUAUGACUUGAGAGAACUAUAAAUUUACACUUUGAGUAUGUGAAGUUCUCCUAAGAAUAGUAAUACUGCUUCAUGGAGAGAUGGGCAAAAAGCUUCUGAGGAGUGAAAAUAGUAUAAAUCUUGCCUUUGCCACAUCAGAAGGAUAUGUGUGUGUGCAUGUGCCCACAUGUAACAGGAAAUAAAACAUACUCGUUUUAUUUUAAAAGUGUUGAAUAUUCUUCUGUUUGGAAAUAAUUAAAAUAUCAGUCAGUGUAUUUGAGAGCCCUGAUAAAUGAGAACCACUUUACUGAAAUCAGUUAUGCUUGUCUCAGAUUGUGAAAGUAGACGCCAUGUGGUUUCAAAGGUGAGGGAAGAGAGAGCCUAGGAAGCACUUCUCGGUGAUCAAUUGAGUCAUGAUUAGCAAUACUGAGGCAUCUGAAGUUUGGUUUUUGAGGUAGGGUCUCACUCUAGCCCAGGCUAACCUGGACUGUGGAGUCUCAGGCUGUCCUCAAACUCACAGUGAUCCUCCUACCUCUGCCUUCCGAGUGCUGGGAUU
This is a messenger RNA of Jaculus jaculus (lesser Egyptian jerboa), 6926 nucleotides long. It is a transcript of the gene Aff1, whose product is annotated as AF4/FMR2 family member 1. The transcript has 21 exons. Bases 149 to 3880 code for a protein of 1243 amino acids. The record is from RefSeq and is a predicted model, not a curated record. Gene Ontology annotation, cellular component: super elongation complex; nucleus. NCBI's taxonomy places the organism in Eukaryota, Metazoa, Chordata, Mammalia, Rodentia, Dipodidae. Gene Ontology annotation, biological process: regulation of gene expression.